Amyelois transitella is the source of this 1837-nucleotide messenger RNA. It is a transcript of the gene Fuca, whose product is annotated as tissue alpha-L-fucosidase. The record is from RefSeq and is a predicted model, not a curated record. Gene Ontology annotation, cellular component: lysosome. Lineage: Eukaryota; Metazoa; Arthropoda; Insecta; Lepidoptera; Pyralidae. Gene Ontology annotation, molecular function: alpha-L-fucosidase activity. The transcript is spliced from 6 exons. Gene Ontology annotation, biological process: glycoside catabolic process; fucose metabolic process. The coding region runs from base 178 to 1626 and encodes 482 amino acids.
CUUAAAGGCAAAAGCAGACAGAACCCGGUAGCAGAACAGCCAUUGUUUGUUUUUGUUGAUUGUAUUAGUAUUAUACCGGCUGCAUUGUAAUCUGUACGAGUUUUAUUAACUGGUUUUGGUAAUUAAUUAAAAGAAAUCGGAAUAUAUUUCGUGAAAGUAAUAAAUCAUUUGACAAAAAUGGCACUGGUGUUUAUUAUAUUGAUUUAUCUGAGUGUGGCUAGCGCCAAAAUAGACAAGUUUGAUGAAAACAGCAUAGUUGCUGAUAUUUCAAAUGCACAAGAGAAAAGAUAUAAACCAGAGUGGAGCGAUUUGGACACCCGACCUUUGCCCGAGUGGUACGAUAGGGCUAAAGUUGGGAUAUUUCUUCAUUGGGGCGUAUAUUCUGUGCCAAGUUUUCAUUCUGAAUGGUUUUGGAAUGUUUGGAAAGGUAGCAAGGAUAUUCAGGAGUACAUGCGAAAGAACUACCCUCCAGGUUUCUCCUACCAAGAUUUUGCACCGAUGUUUAAGGCAGAAUUUUUCUUACCUGAUCAAUUUGCCGAUCUCUUCUCAAAAGCUGGAGCAAAAUAUGUGGUCCUAACAAGCAAACAUCACGAGGGCUUUACGUUAUUUCCUUCAAAAAGAUCGUUUAGCUGGAAUGCAGUGGAUGUUGGUCCCCACCGGGACUUAGUGGGCGACUUGUCGAAGAGCAUCAGAGCUAAAGGGAUGAAAUUUGGCGUCUACCACUCGUUAUACGAAUGGUACAACCCAAUCUAUUUGCAAGAUGUGAAGAAUAAUUUUGCUACACGUGAUUUCGUGGAAACCAAACUGUGGCCUGAUAUAGAACAGAUUAUAAAUGAUUAUCAGCCCUCGGUGUUAUGGUCUGAUGGCGAUUGGGAAGCCACCGACCAAUACUGGAACUCUACUGGACUGUUAUCCUGGAUAUACAACGAUAGUCCAGUCAAGAAUGAAAUUGUAGUGAAUGAUAGAUGGGGUAAGGGUACCGCUUGUAAACAUGGAGAUUUUUACAACUGCGAAGAUAGGUAUAAUCCCGGACACUUGAUGAGCCACAAAUGGGAGAACGCUUUCACCAUAGACAAGAAAUCGUGGGGGUACCGAAGGGACAUGAAUCUGGAAGAUGUGAUGACAAUACGAGAGUUGAUCAAGCAGGUCGUGUCUACCGUCAGCUGUGGAGGAAAUGCACUUAUAAACGUGGGUCCAACGAAGGAAGGUACAAUAGCACCAAUAUUUCAAGAGAGACUGCUGGCCUUGGGCAAUUGGCUGAAAGUUAAUGGAGAGGCUAUUUACUCGUCGUCACCCUGGGUGCGACAAAACGAUACUAUUGAAGGCGACGUUUGGUAUACGUGUGCCAAAACAAAUUAUGAUGCCAACCAUCCAGUUCGAAAACCUAAUGCAUCAGAUAACAUAACUAAUAUUUACGCCAUAUUUUUAAGAUGGCCGCGUGAUAAUAUCCUAAAGAUGCGAUACAUUACGCCUUAUCUACACAGUGGCAACUAUAAGGUCAUGAUGUUAGGCUACGAUGGAUAUUUACAAUGGGAAAUAAAUAACGGUAUAUCUGAAAUUAAACUGCCAGACAAAGCUACGUUGUCUUCCGACUAUGCUUGGAGUUUGAAAUUCUUUUUGCAAUAAAAUUAUAAUUUCGUUAGCUGCAUGUGUUAUGGUCAGUGCAAAAUUGUAAACUUAUUUGUUGAGAUUUUAAAGGAUUUUUUUACUGGACUCACAUUUAAAAGUGUUGAAAUUUGUAUAAGUGGCAAUAAUUUAUUAUUAUAUCUUGGAUCAGACUGUAAUUUGUCCAAUAUGACUACAAUGUGAUUUAAUUAAAUACAAUAAACUCUUGGAA